Molecule: messenger RNA, 1413 nt
Organism: Quercus lobata
Lineage: Eukaryota; Viridiplantae; Streptophyta; Magnoliopsida; Fagales; Fagaceae
Exons: 3
Coding region: 1-1413 (470 amino acids)
Molecular function (GO): zinc ion binding
Source: RefSeq, a predicted model, not a curated record
AUGGAUGGGUCUGAUGAUGAGCAGGUACCUAAGCAAGUAGAGUUUAAUGCUAAGAGUGACAUGAGAAAUUUUGUACUGAAGGAGAUGAAGUUCCCUAAUGCAAAGGUGUUCAGAGCUACUUUGAGGGAGUAUGCAAUCAAAAAACCUAUUGACAUCAAAUUCAAGCUUAAUGAGAGGACCAAGAUAUCAGUUCACUGCAAGAAUGGGUGUGGGUGGAGAUGUUAUGUAUCUCAAAUAAGUGGAGAGCUAACAUUUCAAAUUAAGACCUUGACUGAUGACUGUACUUGCCCCAAGUCUUUUAAAAAUAGCCAAGCAACAUCAGCUUAUGUUGCUAAGAGGUUCAUUGAGGAUUUUAGCAAAAAUCCAAAUUGGGAGGUGAGUGGUGUACACAGCCAUGUAAUGCAAAAUUUAUCUGUUGACCUAAGUGUAAACCAAGUGUAUAGGUCAAAGAGAAAGGCAAAGGAUUUGAUAAAUGGAGAUGAGCAACUGCAAUAUGGUGUCCUUAAGGACUAUGCACAAAAGAUAACCACUGUGACAAGGGGAAUAGGGUUAUAUUGCAGACAGAAAUGGCUGAUGAGACUUCCCAACCAAAAUUUAAGAGGAUAUAUGUUAGGGAGGCCAAAGGAGCUUCAGUUGGUCUUCAUUUCUGAUAGGCAAAAGGGGCUUAUACCUGCAAUAGAGACACUAUUCCCUACUGUGGAGCAUAGAUACUGUGUGAAACACAUCUACAACAAUUUCAAAGUUGAUCACAAGGGAUUGGAGCUGAAGGAUGCAUUGUGGAGGUGUGCUACUGCCACAACAGUAAGGGAGUUUGAGAGAUGCAUGCAGUACAUAAGGGAUUUGGAUGAAAAGGCAUAUGAGUAUCUUGCAAACAUUGCACCUGCACAGUGGACAAGGUCACACUUCACUCCUAGGGCCUUAACAGAUUGUUUGGUAAAUAAUUUGAGUGAGUCUUUUAAUGCAAUGAUAUUGAAGUCUAGGGACAAGCCUAUCUUAGCAAUGUUGGAGUGCAUUAGGGUUAGACUUAUGACUAGGCUUUACACAAAAAGGGAAGGGAUACAGAAGUAUGUUGGAAAGUUGUGUCCAAGCAUACAUAAUAGGUUGGAGAAAUUGAAGGUUGAAAGUAAGCCAUUUAGUGCUACCCCAGCUGGCAGUUUCCUUUAUGAGGUAGGCAGUCAGUAUGAGAGGCAUGUAGUUGAUUUGGUGAAGAAGACAUACAGUUGUAGGUCUUGGGAUUUAAAUGGUAUUUCCUGCAAACAUGCCAUAACAGCCAUUUAUACAAACAUUGAGACACCAGAAGACUAUACCCACCCAUGCUACUUCAAAGAAACUUACAUGGAGAUAUGCAAGGAGGUACUUCCUCCCAUGCUUGGCCAGUCAGAAAGGGCUGAGACUGGACAACUGCUCCCUUAG